Messenger RNA from Amoebophrya sp. A25, 957 nucleotides. The record is from the annotation of a GenBank genome assembly. Lineage: Eukaryota; Dinophyceae; Syndiniales; Amoebophryaceae.
GUUCCUCUCACGUAGCAAGUAACCCCAACGCAAGCACAAAUAGAUUUACAGAGCGGUCCUCUCCUUUGACAAAAGUUCUACAAAAACAAUCACUCUACUACCUAGUUGUACCUACUACCAGCAAUGUGUUGACCUCCGCGAUCUGUGAGAUUUAUCUUAGAAGCAAGCUACUCCCACCACUACUAUCGCAACGACCGAACAGCAUAAUGGUUCCCGGCAUCGCUGCUUACACGGACACUCUGUAUCAGGAAUCCAUACAGGAUAAGAGUGAUCCUAUGCUUGGGAUGUUAAUGCAGAAUGUGCGCAAUAACCUAGAAAAAGCCUUCGUAGCAGCAAAAGAAGCAGAAAGGCUAGCUUUCCAUGUCACAAACUUGGCUGGAUUUGUGAAGUGGAAAACGGAUCAAUGGAAAAGCACGUGGGCGGAUGAUUAAGGCUACUGCAGCAACAAUAAGAGAAGUACUACACUACUUCUUCUAAAGUUUUUGUUUUCCGUGCAAGCUUCCACGACAUGUUGUGUGGUGAUUAUUGACUGGUUCGAGUGGUCGUGCAGGUGCACAAGCACAUCCUAACAAAAGAAGUGAUCGCUACUUCUAAUUUCACGACGCCGAGACGGGAGGUGGAGCCUCAUCCGGAAAAGCCUUGCAAUAUGCUGCCCCAGCACCUUUCAAAGCUUCUGGGAUAUUCUUGCCUCCGCCUAUACCAGCGUCAAGCGUUUGCGCUUAUGGAGCAACAACCACAGGCGGAACGACCAUUGUUGCCGGGGUGUUGGAUUUAGCGUGCCGAUGGCGUGAGGGGAGUUGUAGCUUUGAAGGGGACAGAGAACGCGAAUAUAGGAGAAGGAAAAGGAAACGCAAGGAAGACGUCCUGAAGUUACAUCGUUCUCUGCGCGUUUCCGCUAAGGAUACUCGUCUACUAGAUGACCAUGCUCCUCCUUGGUGUAGUGCUUCGUUUUGCUAG